AUGAGUGAACAAAGACAGCGAGCCCUGUCCACGUCAGGCGAGGCUCUGUACCAGGUGCUUGGCCUUGACAAGAACUGCACCCACGAUGACAUCAAGAAAUCAUACAGGAAGCUCGCUUUGAAAUAUCACCCAGAUAAGAACCCGGAGAACCCUGAUGCUGCCGAGAAGUUCAAGGAGCUUAACAAUGCUCACUCCGUGCUCUCGGACGUCACAAAACGGAACAUUUAUGACAAAUAUGGCUCGUUGGGGCUCUACGUGGCCCAGCAGUUCGGAGAGGAGAACGUGAAUACUUAUUUUAUGCUCUCCAGUUGGUGGGCCAAGGGUCUGUUUGCCAUUUGCGGCUUGCUGACAGGCUGCUAUUUCUGCUGCUGUCUGUGUUGCUGCUUCAACUGCUGCUGUGGGAAGUGUAAGCCUCAUACUCCUGGAGAGGAAGACACUGAGUGCUACGUGUCUCCUGAAGACCUGGAAGAACAGAUUCGAACGGACUCGGAGAGGGAUGGUGAUACUCCAGUAAUGCAUCAGCCAACUAAUGCGAGUGAGAAGACCCAGCUGAUCGGGGACGGACACCGGACAUACACCUGA
Molecule: messenger RNA, 582 nt
Organism: Neoarius graeffei (lesser salmon catfish)
Lineage: Eukaryota; Metazoa; Chordata; Actinopteri; Siluriformes; Ariidae
Gene: dnajc5b
Product: DnaJ (Hsp40) homolog, subfamily C, member 5 beta
Exons: 4
Coding region: 1-582 (193 amino acids)
Source: RefSeq, a predicted model, not a curated record